CUGGCAGAAGGCAAGUUGCAACAUCUGCGAGCAGAGUUAGAACAAAGCCCCUUAACUUUUUCAGUCUGGCCCUGGACUCUGGCUCCUGCUCUCUCUAUUCUCCCUUCUCACCAGACCUUGGACAGGAAUCUCAGCAGGACAGUGGGGAAGUGCAAGCCGACUCUCGUCCUGCCUCCUGUGACAGCUGCUGGGAAGAGGCCUCAGACCAUGGGGGAUGUGAAGCUGGUUGCCUCAUCACAUGCAUCCAAAACCUCCCUGAGUGUGGAUCCUUCAAGGAUUGGCUCCCCUCCACUGAUGGAGGCCCCUGCUUUCAUUCUGCCCCCUCGGAACCUCUGCAUCAAAGAAGGAGCCACAGCCAAGUUUGAAGGGAGGGUCCGGGGUUACCCAGAGCCCCAGGUGACGUGGCACAGAAAUGGGCAGCCCAUCUCCAGUGGGGGCCGCUUUCUGCUGGACUGCGGUGUCCGGGGCACUUUCAGCCUUGUUAUUUGUGCUGUCUGUGGGGAAGACAAGGGAAAGUACACCUGUGAAGCCAGCAACAGUAGUGGUGCCCGCCAGGUGACCGUGGAGCUGACCGUGGAAGAGAGUUUUUCCAAGAAGCAUGGUCAUCCUGUUGCUUCUACAGCCCUGGGGGACAGAUUUUCAGUCCCAGCAGUGGAAACUCGUCCUAGCAUCUGGGGUGAGUGCCCACCAAAGUUUGCCACCAAGCUGGGCCGAGCAGUGGUCAAAGAAGGACAAAUGGGGCGAUUCUCCUGCAAGGUCACUGGCCGGCCCCAACCUCAGGUCACCUGGCUCAAGGGAAAUGUCACACUGCAGCCGAGUGCCCGUGUGUCUAUGUCUGAGAAGAAUGGAAUGCAGGUCCUAGAAAUUCGUGAGGUCACCCAGGAUGAUGUGGGCAUGUACACGUGCCUGGUGGCGAACGGCUCAGGAAAGGCCUCCAUGUCAGCAGAGCUCUCCAUCCCAGGUUUGGACAAGGCCAACAGGUCAUUUGUGAGAGGAACAAAGGCUCCCGACGCCGACAUCAGGAGGGAGGUGACCAAUGGGAGCCAAAAGGGACUGGAACUGGACAGCCUGGAGGCAAUGGCCGAAAAUAAGAACAGUUCCAGCCUGCAGAAAGGUGGCUCUCUGGCCUGGGUCACAGGCAGCCCUUCACAUUCCCUGCGGGAGCCCAAACCACAGCCAGGCAAGGACUCCCCUAGAAAGGUCCUGCAGACCCCAGUCCUGCAGAAGACUUCCAGCACCAUCACCCUGCAGACCACAAAAGUCCAGCCAGAACCCAGAGCACUGGCCUUGGUGGCUCUGUCUCCUUCCAGAGAGGAUCAGAAGAGGCCAGCUGCUUCCCAGCCAGCCACCUGCCCCACCAGGUGGUCUGGCCGGGAAAGCCCAGAAGUUGUGAGUACAUUUGCCACCAGGAAAACCCCCAUGGAGAGCCAGAGAGAGUUGGCCUUGCCCAAGUUUGAAAGCAAGCCCCAAAGCCUGGAAGUCAGCGAACAUGAAACAGUCAAGUUCAGAUGCAACGUUUCAGGGAUCCCGAAGCCUGAAGUGGCCUGGUUCCUGGAAGGCGUCCCUGUGCGGACAAGAGAAGGCACCAUUGAGGUUUAUGAGGAUGGGGGGUCCCACUACCUCUGCCUGCUGAGAGUCCGGGCCGGGGACAGUGGCCGGUACAGCUGCACAGCUUUCAAUAGCCAAGGCCGGGUGUCCUGCAGCUGGACCCUCCUAGUGGAAAAGCAGGCCAAGAUGGAGGUGGCCCCCUCCUUCUCCAGUGUCCUGAAGGACUGCACUGUCGUUGAAGGCCAGGAUUUUGUGCUGCAGUGCUCUGUGCAGGGGAACCCAGUACCCCAAAUCACUUGGCUACUCAAUGGUCAGCCCAUCCAGUAUGCGCACUCCAUAUGCCAGGCUGGCGUGGCUGAGCUCCGCAUUCAGGACACCCUGCCAGAGGAUGACGGUGUCUAUACCUGUCUGGCUAAGAACACCUCGGGGCAAGCGUCCUGCAGCGCCAGGGUCACCGUCCAUGAAAAGAAGAGUGACAGGAAGAGUGGCCUUUUGCCCCUGGCUCCCACCAAGCCCACUGCACCCGUCUUCCUGCAGGGCCUCUCUGAUCUCCGAGUCAUGGAUGGAAGCCAGGUUACCAUGACAGUGCAGGUGUCAGGGAAUCCGCCCCCUGAGGUCAUCUGGCUUCAUAACGGAAGUGAGAUCCAGGAGUCGGAGGACUUCCACUUUGAACAGAGAGGCACCCAGCACAGCCUCUGCAUCCAGGAGGUGUUCCCUGAGGACAUGGGCACCUACACCUGUGAGGCCUGGAACAGCGCUGGGGCGGUGCGCACCCAGGCUUUGCUCACAGUCCAAGAGCCACAAGAUGGCACCCAGCCCUGGUUCAUCAGCAAGCCUCGCUCAGUGACGGCCUCCCUGGGUCAGAGUGUCCUCAUUUCCUGUGCCAUUGCCGGUGACCCCUUUCCCAGCGUGCACUGGCUCCGCGAUGGCCAAGCCCUCUCCAGGGACAGCGGCCAUUUUGAGGUGCUGCAGAAUGAGGAUGUGUUCACCCUGGUCCUGAAGAACGUGCAGCCCUGGCACGCCGGCCAGUAUGAGAUCCUGCUCAGGAACCAGGUUGGCGAAUGCAGCUGCCAAGUGUCACUGGUGCUACAGAGCAGCCCUGUCAGUUCCCUCACUCGGGGGCGGGAGCCUGCCAGCCGUGAGGGCCUCUGUGGUGGAGGAGUUGGUGCUGAUGGCGGCAGUGACUGUGAUGGGACCCUGAGGCCUGGCUGGCUAGCAAGAGGGCAGGGUUGGCUGGAGGAGGAAGCCGGUGAGGACGUACGGGGCCUGCUGAAGAGGCGCGUGGAGACCAGGCUGCACACAGAGGAGGCGAUCCGCCAGCAGGAGGUGGAGCAGCUGGAUUUCCGUGACCUCCUGGGGAAGAAGGUGAACACCAAGACUGUAUCCGAAGAAGACCUCAAAGAGAUCCCAGCUGAGCAGAUGGAUUUCCGGGCCAACCUGCAGAGGCAAGUGAAGCCAAAGACUGUGUCUGAGGAUGAGAGGAAGGUGCAUAGUCCCCAACAGGUCGACUUCCGUUCUGUCCUGGCCAAGAAGGGGGCUCCCAAGACCCCCAGUCCUGAGAAGACACCACCUCCAAAAGCUGCCACCCUGGAUUUCCGCUCAGUGCUGGGCAGCAAGAAGAAAUCACCAGCGGAGAAUGGCAGCAGCGGUGCAGAGGCCCCAGAUGCCAAAGCCCCACAAAGUCCCAUGCCUGUGGGCAAUGCAGAGCCUGCAGGAUCCAUGAAACCCAUGGGCAACGCCAAGCCUGCCGAGACCCUGAAACCUGUAGGCAGCACCCAGCCUUCCAGAUACCCGAAACCCACUGGUAAUGCCAAGCCUGCUGAGACCCCGAAACUGCUGAGCAAUGCCAAACCUGCUGAGACCUUUAAAGCAUCCGGGAAAGAAGAACUCAAGAAGGAAGUUAAGAAUGAUGUGAAUUGCAAGAGAGGGCAUGCAGGGGCCACAGAUAAUGAGAAAAGACCAGAGAGUCACAGGAUGGCCCCAACCUUCACGGAGAAGCUACAAGAUGUCCAUGUAGCAGAGGGUGAGAAACUGCUACUCCAGUGCAAGGUGUCCUCUGAGCCCCCAGCCACCAUCACGUGGACACUGAAUGGAAAGACACUCAAAACCACCAAGUUCAUCAUCCUCUCCCAAGAAGGCUCACUGUGCUCUGUCUCCAUCGAGAAGGCUCUGCCUGAGGACAGAGGCCUGUACAAGUGCAUAGCCAAGAACGGCGCUGGCCAGGCAGAGUGUUCCUGCCGAGUUACCGUGGACGAUGCACCAGCCAGAGAGAACACCAAGGCCCCGGAGAUGAAAUCCCGGAGGCCCAAGAGCUCUCUUCCCCCUGUGCUAGGAACUGAGAGUGAGGCAACUGUGAAAAAGAAACCCACCCCCAAGACAUCUCCGAAGGCAGCUAUGCCCCCUCAGAUCAUCCAGUUCCCCGAGGACCGGAAGGUGCGAGCAGGAGAGCCUGUGGAGCUGUUUGGGAAAGUGGCCGGCACUCAGCCCAUCACCUGCUCCUGGAUGAAGUUCCGAAAGCAGAUCCAGGACAGUGAGCACAUCAAGGUGGAGAACAGUGAGGCGGGCAGCAAGCUCACAAUCCUGGCCGCACGCCAGGAGCACUGCGGCUGCUACACACUGCUGGUGGAGAACAAGCUGGGCAGCAGGCAGGCCCAGGUCAACCUCACUGUCGUGGACAAGCCAGACCCUCCAGCUGGCACACCUUGCGCCUCUGAUAUCAGGACCUCCUCACUGACCCUGUCCUGGUACGGUUCUUCCUAUGAUGGUGGCAGCGCCGUGCAGUCCUACAGUGUUGAGAUCUGGGACUCAGUGGACAAGAUGUGGAAGGAACUAGCCACGUGCCGCAGCACCUCUUUUAACAUCCAGGACCUGCUGCCUGACCGAGAGUAUAAAUUCCGUGUUCGAGCGAUCAACGUCUACGGCACAAGUGAGCCAAGCCAGGAGUCUGAGCUCACCUCAGUGGGAGAGAAACCCGAGGAGCCAAAGGAUGAAGUGGAGGCGUCAGAUGAUGAUGAGAAGGAACCUGAAGUGGACUAUCGGACAGUGGCCAUCAACACUGAACAAAAAGUAUCUGACUUGUACAACAUCGAAGAAAGACUAGGAUCUGGGAAAUUUGGACAAGUUUUUCGACUUGUAGAAAAGAAAACUGGAAAAAUCUGGGCAGGGAAAUUCUUCAAGGCAUAUUCAGCAAAAGAGAAAGAGACUAUCCGGGAGGAGAUCAGCAUCAUGAACUGCCUUCACCAUCCCAAGCUGGUCCAGUGUGUGGACGCCUUCGAGGAGAAGGCCAACAUCGUGAUGGUGCUGGAGAUCGUGUCGGGUGGCGAGCUGUUUGAGCGUAUCAUUGACGAGGACUUCGAGCUGACGGAGCGGGAGUGCAUCCAGUACAUGAGGCAGAUCUCGGAGGGGGUGGCGUACAUCCACAAGCAGGGCAUCGUGCACCUGGACCUCAAGCCUGAGAACAUCAUGUGUGUCAACAAGACGGGCACCAGAAUCAAGCUCAUUGACUUCGGUCUGGCCCGGAGACUGGAGAACGCGGGGUCUCUGAAGGUCCUCUUUGGCACCCCAGAGUUUGUGGCUCCUGAAGUGAUCAACUAUGAACCAAUCGGCUACGCCACGGACAUGUGGAGCAUCGGGGUCAUCUGCUAUAUCCUGGUCAGCGGGCUUUCUCCGUUCAUGGGUGACAACGACAACGAGACCUUAGCCAAUGUUACUUCAGCCACGUGGGACUUUGAUGAUGAGGCCUUUGACGAAAUCUCCGAGGAUGCCAAGGAUUUCAUCAGCAACUUGCUGAAGAAAGAUAUGAAAAAUCGCUUGAACUGCACCCAGUGUCUUCAGCACCCAUGGCUAAUGAAAGAUACUAAGAACAUGGAGGCCAAGAAGCUAUCCAAGGACCGGAUGAAGAAGUACAUGGCAAGAAGAAAAUGGCAGAAAACGGGCAAUGCUGUGAGAGCCAUUGGAAGACUGUCCUCUAUGGCAAUGAUCUCAGGGCUCAGCGGCAGGAAGUCCUCAACUGGGUCACCGACCAGCCCUCUCAAUGCAGAGAAACUAGAAUCUGAAGAAGAUGUCUCCCAGGCUUUCCUCGAGGCCGUAGCUGAGGAAAAGCCCCAUGUAAAACCCUAUUUCUCUAAGACCAUUCUUGACUUGGAAGUUGUAGAGGGAAGUGCUGCUAGAUUUGACUGUAAGAUUGAAGGAUACCCAGACCCUGAGGUCGUCUGGUUCAAAGAUGACCAGUCGAUCAGAGAGUCGCGCCAUUUCCAGAUAGACUACGAUGAGGACGGGAACUGCUCUUUGAUUAUUAGUGAUGUUUGUGGGGAUGACGACGCCAAGUACACCUGCAAGGCUGUCAACAGUCUUGGAGAAGCUACGUGCACAGCAGAGCUCAUUGUGGAAACCAUGGAGGAAGGAGAAGGGGAAGGGGAAGAGGAAGAAGAGGAAGAAUGAAACAAAGCCAGGAAAAAGCAGUAUCUAAGUCAUUUUAAAAGGACCAUUUCUCUAAAGUUCAAAAAACUCCAGAUAGUGAAGGCACCUAGUGUGGCAGGUUAUCUAGUUAGGUCAUGUGGGGGUUGAUUCAUUACCAACAGCAGUGAUAUCUAGCAGCAUUACUGGUGGGCAUUAGUAUGAAUUAGCUGACACUUUCAGAUAAAGUGCAGCUACAUUUCAUUUAGGGAAAUCACCAGCAACUUGCGUGACCAGUUAGUUUUAGAGAAAAAGUAACCAAAGAAAUAUUUAUCUGGGAAAAGUCAUGAAAAUUAAGGCUACAACCAGUGUUCUGGGCCCUGUGGCCCACCUCAGCCCAGGGGGUCCCUGGAGACAGUGGCCUCCCCACUACCUGCCCUGACUUCAAAGAACUGGGUCUUCUCCAGCACUGCAGUAUUUCAUUCUGAAAGCAGUCGAGCCAUUCUGAUUCCCAGGGCACACGAUUCCAAAGUACACUAGACAUCUACACUCUUCUCCAUCUCCCCUACUCCACCUUCCAGCUUUUCUAGAUCUAAAUUUGUCACAAAUUUUGGCACUAAGGACAUAAUUGUGCUUCUUAGAUUGUAAAGACAGGUCCCCUACUCAUGGCUGACUUUAGGAAAAUAAAAUCUUUCUUCUAAAGUCAUUAGGAGGGCAGGGAUUUAGCUCAGUAGUUGCACCACCUGCCCCGCAAGCGCAAGGUCCUGAGUUCGAUCCCUGGUACCAAAAUAAAUAAGUAAAAAUCAUUAGGAAAUCCAAAUUAAACUUAUCCCCUCUUUCCAAGUGUCUCACAGCUUCAGACUUAUUGGUAAGAACUCAUGGCCAGUUGGGGGUGGUGGUGGGGAUCCUUGCUAAUGUGCUUUUCUUCUUCAACCAGGAUUCAGAUUUGAGCUGUUACCAAGUAUCAGCCUGCACGUGUGCUAAAGAUUUUUGUGUCUGAAUGUGGGGAAAAAAAUAGUUUGCUGAAAUGUUAAUCUUGAUUAUUUAUUGGGCACUGUGAAGUGUAUUUCAUCUGAUGAACAGCUGCAGAGCUCCCUGUACUUUUGAAUCGUCUAGUCUGAGUUUAAUACAUCUUCACUCUCCACCCUCCAAGGAGCUCAGCCCACUGGAGGGCUCCACACUGUCCUCCUUCCUAUACAUCAAUCAUGCCUCGCCCUGCAUCUUGAAAUAUAUUCUUAGACCUAAUAAAUGCACUCAGACUUGCAUCUUUAGGAAUUUUUUAAACUUUUUUUCACUACAUUGGCACUUACAUUUUUUUCUUUUAUAAAACUUUUUGAAGGUCACAGACCAUAAACAAAUACCAUAAAUGGAUAUACCUAGUACAUUUCCUCUGUGUGUGUGUAACAUUCCAAAUACUCUUUUCCACUGUUUUGUAAAGUGCAGCAACUUAAUAUUCCAAUGGACUUCAGAGUUCCUUAAGAACCAAUUUUAAAUUACUUCUGUGCAAUCCUACAAAGUAUCAAUGUUAGAAUUUUGAUAUUACUUAAUCUUAUGUUAUCUUCCAUUCUAUUUUAGCUACUUUUUCAAACUGCCAGUAUUUUUUGCUUUUUAAACAGUUACAGUAUUUUUCAUUAUAGCCACAAUAUUGCCACAGUCUAUUAUAAUAAAGGUUUUUUUUUUUUA
Molecule: messenger RNA, 7626 nt
Organism: Fukomys damarensis (Damara mole-rat)
Lineage: Eukaryota; Metazoa; Chordata; Mammalia; Rodentia; Bathyergidae
Gene: Mylk
Product: myosin light chain kinase
Exons: 32
Coding region: 208-5988 (1926 amino acids)
Biological process (GO): protein phosphorylation
Molecular function (GO): ATP binding; protein kinase activity; protein binding
Source: RefSeq, a predicted model, not a curated record